Messenger RNA from Caenorhabditis auriculariae, 4075 nucleotides. NCBI's taxonomy places the organism in Eukaryota, Metazoa, Nematoda, Chromadorea, Rhabditida, Rhabditidae. The record is from the annotation of a GenBank genome assembly.
AUGGUGGGUAAAAAACGGAUGCGUCAGUCGAAGGAAAAAGAGAAGGAAGAACACAACAGUACGGGUAACAAUGAGCUGACCUGGGAAUGCACGGCUUGUACUUUUCGCAACCGAUUCGAAGCUUUUAAGUGCGACAUGUGCGGAACGAGGUAAAAUCAAAAAAUGUUAAAAGCUUUUUUUUGUUCUUUCAUAUAUAAACAUUUUUUUCUUCGAGCGUAUCAAUUUAGAAAAGGGACAUCAACGAGAAAGCCAAGACAAGACGACGUAGUGGAAAUGCAGAAGACGGUGCACGAUCUCGUUGUGCGGCAAAUGGAGAAAGACAAAACUACGAUGUGAGUGCAUUUCUUUUUUGUAGUCCCGGAUUAUGCUCGUGAUAACGCACUUCGCUAUAACCAAUUUUGUUUCACGGUGAGUGUUCCUUCACUUGCUACCUUGAAAUCAAAGUCUGGUAAAAAGUUUUUUGCUGGUUUUUUGAAAGAUGAGAGCGUCAUGAACUGAGGAAAAUAAUUGAAUACCAUUUCGUUAUUAAUUCUAUCAUGUUUUUUGGCUAAUUAUUUGUACAGUAAAUGUGCAAAGAGUCUUGAUUUUCCUUUUUAAAAAACAUUCUUUUUUUGCCAUAUUUAAUCCUAUUUUCUAUUAUUCAUGGAUGAUAUUCCUGUUAUUAUUUUGAGUGAGCAGCUAAGAUCUUUAUUGAUUUACAAAAACAUUUAUUCCGUAUAAAAAGUAAGUUUUUAUUUGUUUCACCUUCUAGUAACGCUGUGGAGCUAUGAAAAUAUUAAAAAUCUUUGACUCUUGAGCAAAAAGAUCAGUGCGCAAAUAAGUUGAUGAGUUUUCUAGCUAGACUGAAAAAUAAAAAAAUUGAAAUGAAAAUAUUUUUUUGAUUAGAAACGAGCGAGAAAAAAAGUUUUUCUCCAUUAUCUUUAUUGAUGCUCGAGUUGGUGGAAAAAAACACUUGUGAGUUAAUAAAAUAUUUAUGCAAUAAAUAUUUUUUUAAGAUAACUUGAAAGUAAUUUGAGAUAUUAUUUGAGAAGUAUUGGCACGAUCAGAUUAUUGGUAGGCAAGAAAAAAAGCUUUUUUUAUGGCAGAAAAAAAAGCGGUACAAGUGAAUUGAAAAGAAACGCGAGUAAAACAAAAAAAGCUUGAUAUAAAUAUUUUUAUCUGCAAAAAGCAUCAAAGUUCAACAAACCUUUCAAUCAAUUCAUGUGUAUUAGUUGAAAACUCCAAGUGUACCAGAAAAGUGCUUCUUAUUAAAAAUACUGCAAAUUGCAUCUCGUGACAAUUAACUAAUCUUGUAUCUUUUCAACCGAAGAAUGAUUAAUUAGAGAUCCGGCCAGUUAAUGAACUUCCAAGAAUAAUGGAUUGUACACGGACACUUUUACUCUAAAACUCUAAAACUUCACUAAAGCAGGAAAAAUAUUAAUUUUGAGAGAUGCGCAGUUGGUUUCCUUAUAAGUGAUCCUUUUUCAAAAUUCAGAAAUGGGUAUUGAAGUUUUCAAGCCUCUUUGUAGUUUAUGAUAAUCGACAAGCUGGCGUUUUCUAAAAAUAACCAAAAAAGUUCAAAAUCAUUGAGGAAACGAUGAAUAACUAGGUGAAUUGUGAAACUUGAAAGUGGCGGAUUGUAAAAUUCCGACAAAUGUCCAUUUUGAUGUUAAAAAAAUCAUCAGAAUAUGAGAAAAAAAUAAAUUUAUGAAACUUUUCUCAGCAAAAAUUUCGAAGUGUCUCACGCUUAUUUCAUUUCAUUUUUUUCACUUCUGUCCAAAAAGGCAGCUAUCUUGUGAAUUUUUUUGGACACUUUCCCAUGACCAGAAGAGUUUGAAUAUUAAUAGUUUCCCUUGAUAUCCAAAUGUGUAUAGUUCUUUUCGUCUACAAGGUCUGCUUACAUACGAUUUUCCCUCAAACAGUCUUUUCGCCCUUCGAUCGCCGUGAAACAAAUAUUUUUACCUGUUCUGCGCGGUAGCCAGACAUUGUGACACAUUUCGUUUGAAAGGCCAGAUGAACGAAGUGAUAACAAAAAAUGCCCUCCUCUGAGAAGAAGUCAUUGUAAUGUUCGAUUGGCGUCCUUACAAAAAGUUUCUUUCGGUUUCCAAAGGUUUUUUUUUGAUGAGUUCCUUUUACCCCAUUACUAACUUGAAGCAGCCUGAAUACGGUUCCCUCUAAAUUUCCAUUUUUUUUUCACUUGCGCGCUUUUUUCCUGUUUCAUUCGGCUUUUCUCUGAGAGAAAAGAGGCGCAGAAAAGUCAGACUUUUUCAAGAAAUUACAGAUGGGCACAAUUUUAUAAAUAAUUCCAAAGCCAAAAGUUUUCACAUCGUUCAUUUGUUUAUUUCAUUUGAAUAUUGAACGUGAGCAAAUGGAAAAAUUUUCAAAAGAAAAACAUGUUUUUGACGUUUGACGUCAAACUUGAACAAUUAGCACCUGAGAAUUAUCAUCUUCUUCCUAAUUAGUACUCUCUUUCGCUCCGAGGUACCCCAUUUCUCAUGUUUUUAGUCUUCGUGUUAACACACUUUCUUUCAACUUUUGAAUAACCAAAGCGAGAAAAAGAAGUUUAGAAUACUUACGCUUGUAUUUGCACUGAAAAAAGCUUCAUUCAGAUUACAUUACGGUGACUCAUAAUAGUUGUGUGGUUUUUUUCUUGUGUCUUGCAAAAUCUGUUUCCAUUCCAUUACAAACGAUCCUCAACUCGAUACUCCGCACCUUUCAUUUAAUUUCACUCCAGAUACAGCCGAAAACGUGACCGGUCGAUGAUGUUGGCUGCGUCGGCGACCCCGGGAACCAAUCAGGCGCCGUCAGUCAAGCAGCCGCCCAAUAACGUCGAUUCUCCAUCGACGUCUCGUCAAUCGCCUGAUGCCGAGUCCAUUUCCGGUGGAUCCGUGACUCGCAGUACGAACAGCAGCAAACGAUCCGCCCGGUGGAUUCCCAUACCCGAUGAACUCAUUUUUCGGUUAGUUUUAGUUUUCUCAACUGUUCAGCGCACACUAUGCAGUCAGAAGGUCUACUUUUUCUUUGGCUUUCCAAAAAAAUAAAAAAAGUCAAGGUCCUUAACAAGUUAGGAUUUUCGGUGGCUGAUUGAACUUUGAAUUAAGUUUGACUAAAUUUAACUGAAUAAAUUUUUUUAAAAAAAUAUUUUUUUGUGCAAACAACAAACAGUUCUAUCUCAUUUUUUGUAAAUUUGGCAAUUUUAAGGGUUUUCCCUUCAUCAAGCUGUUAAUCAAACUAUCCAAAAAGUAAAAUAAAACUUGAUAAAUCUCUUGAAAACUAAAAAAGUGGCCUUCAGACUUAUUUUUUCAGUAGUUUAUUGGGGAAAACUCGUACCACCCGUCCCUAUAGUUUUUCUUUCUUGGUCAUCCUUCGCUAUAUAAAAUAUUCCAACCUUCUCUCGAGCUUCAAGUAACCAAUAUUUCAAAAUUGUGACCAACAAAUCAUUCAAAAAAAGAAUUUGACUUCUGAGUCUCAUAUAUGGAACUUUACGGCCUAUGAAUACGAGGCCGUCGCUGUUACGACCCUCAAACAUGCAUUUUUCGUGGAGACGCAGAAGCAUUAAGUAUGGGUUGAGUAAGUAACCUUUGAAGCUGCAGAAGUCCUGAUUACCUAAAAUGAGUGACGUUUCAAAAAUCUUUUUUGUUUGUCCUUUUUUUAAAGUUAUCCAAUAUUUUAUCAGAUGCAACUUUUAAAAGCCAUUAUUGAGUUUACUUUUUUUAUAAGUCGGUCUAAUUUCGAUAUUUCUAUUUUAGUCAUACAAAAAAACUUUUUCAAUUAACUUGCCAAAUCUUCUGGUCGCACGUUUGAAAAUUCAAAAAAUCUUCCUAUGAAGGACUCACAAAACUCGUUUUGAAAUCGGUAAAAUUUUCUCGGUGACCGCUGCGUAUUGCGCCAUUUUCCGUGUUUUCAAUGUGAUUUGAGCCGCUUGUAAAAAAAAAACUCAGCAAUUUUCAGAACUUCUCCCAAGAAAAUCACCGUCGAAGCGAAUGGAGUUUGGGCAACGAUCACCGAGUUCAGAAGGAAGCCGGCGUCAAGUAGUCGCGUCUCGGUUCCGAUUCCUGGAGACCUUCGUCCGGUCUCUUCAAACCUAGUAAUAUGA